This is a messenger RNA of Chlorocebus sabaeus (green monkey), 639 nucleotides long. Its product is annotated as myosin light polypeptide 6-like. Gene Ontology annotation, cellular component: myosin II complex. Lineage: Eukaryota; Metazoa; Chordata; Mammalia; Primates; Cercopithecidae. The record is from RefSeq and is a predicted model, not a curated record. Gene Ontology annotation, molecular function: calcium ion binding; structural constituent of muscle.
AUGUGUGACUUCACCGAGGACCAGACUGCAGAGUUCAAGGAGGCCUUCCAGCUGUUUGACCAAACAGGUGAUGGCAAGAUCCUGUACAACCAAUAUGGGGAUGUGAUGAGGGCACUGGGUCAGAACCCCACCAACACUGAGGUGCUCAAGGUUCUGUGGAACCCCAAGAGUAAUGAGAUGAACGUGAAGGUGCUAGACUUUGAGUACCUUCUGCCCAUACUGCAGACGGUGGCCAAGAACAAGGACCAGGGCACCUGUGAAGAUUAUGUAGAAGGACUUCAGGUGUUUGACAAGGAAGUAAAUGGCACCAUCAUGGGUGUUGAAUUCUGGCUUGUUCUUGUCACACUGGGUGAGAAGAUAACAGAGGAAGAGGUAGAGGUGCUGGUGGCAGGGAAUGAGGGCAGCAAUUGUUGUAUCGACUAUGAAGCAUUUGUGAGGCACAUCCUGUCGGGGUGACAGGCCCAUGGGGCAGCUCAUCCUUACGGUGCUGAAUGACUGAGGACCUUCCCAGUCUCCCAUAGCCCACGUCUCCCCCUGGUGAGAUUUUCUAUCUAUCCUGAAGGCUUCCUAGGUUCUCUUAUCACAGUGCCUUUCCCGUGUUGUCUUUCUUGGAUAUUUACCAUUAGCAUUCACCAAAUA